GGGGAGAUCCGGGGCUGCGCCGUGGGCGGGGGCGAAGUGCCGGCGGGGCCAGGGCUGCCCUGGGCCCCUCCCCGGCCGGGUGUUUGCCGGGCCCGGUGGGAGUCCCGCGGCAGCCGGGCCGGGCGUUUGUUUUGGAGAACGAGGCGCUCCUGGGCUGUUUUUCCCCGGCUCAUCCCCUCAGGAUGAGGGAAAAGCUCAGUUUAAUGUACUGGGAAUAAUUUUUCUGGUCAUCCAGGGCAACGCCCACAGGGACCUCCGCGGUGACUAAUUCUGGUCGCCUGGCGAUUGGAGAGGUGCAGCUCUGCUUCCUCCCGAGCUUGUCGAACACAGCGAAGGCCCUGCCACUUUCUCUUCUCCUCCCUCUGACGGGGCUGCCUGAGGUGGCUUUUCACUGCUGGAAUUUGCCUUGCUGAGGGUGUGGAGAGUGGAGAUAAACAGCAAACUCUUAUUUUGAGUCUCCUUUCUCUACUGCGUCUCUGCUUCCUGUGGAGAGUUACAUGUCUGGUUACCUGCUUUCAAGGGAGAUGGAACAUUGAUCUUAUGGUUCUCCAGCCCAGCUGCUGCCUGCCCAAGACAAUUCCUAGGCCACCCAACCCAUGAGUGGGCACCGGAGCAUCAAGCGGCGAUGUGGGGAAUCGCACCUGGAGGGCCCCGCAGGCUGCGGCCACGGCCCCAGCGCUGCCUGCGUGCUCAGCAAACUGGUGCAGCUGCCCACGCCGCCCCUGUCCAAGCACCAGCUCAAACGGUUAGAGGAGCACAAAUACCAGAGUGCCGGACGGUCCCUGCUUGAGCCCCUCAUGCAGGGCUACUGGGAAUGGUUAGUUGGAAGAGUUCCAGCCUGGAUUGCCCCCAACCUGAUCACCAUCAUCGGACUGUUAAUAAAUAUAUUUACAACUCUGCUAUUAGUAUGUUACUGCCCAACAGCUACAGAACAGGCACCUCCCUGGGCAUACAUUGCUUGUGCUUGUGGCCUUUUCAUCUACCAGUCCCUGGAUGCUAUAGAUGGAAAACAAGCAAGAAGGACAAACAGCAGCACUCCGUUAGGAGAGCUUUUUGAUCAUGGCUGUGAUUCAUUGUCCACAGUCUUUGUGGUUUUGGGAACUUGUAUUGCUGUGCAGCUGGGCACCAACCCUGACUGGAUGUUCUUUUGUUGUUUUGCUGGGACAUUCAUGUUUUACUGCGCACACUGGCAGACGUACGUCUCGGGGACGCUGCGCUUUGGCAUAUUUGAUGUGACAGAGUCCAUGCUCUGCACAGUAGCCAUCCAGCUCCUCACGGGAACGCUGGGGCCCUCGUUCUGGAACUACACGAUUCCAAUACUGAAUAUUCAGAUGAAAAUAUUCCCAGCUCUUUGUACUGUGGCAGGAACCAUAUUCUCCUGUACAAAUUACUUUGGUGUGAUCUUCACGGGUGGAGUUGGCAAAAAUGGAUCCACUAUAGCAGGAACAAGUGUCCUCUCACCUUUUCUCCAUAUUGGCUCAGUGAUCGCCUUGGCUGCAAUGAUCUACAAGAAAUCUGCUGUGCAGCUCUUUGAGAGGCACCCCUGCCUCUACAUCCUGACUUUUGGCUUUGUGUCUGCCAAGAUCACAAAUAAACUGGUGGUUGCCCACAUGACCAAGAGUGAGAUGUAUCUGUAUGACACAGCAUUCAUAGGCCCAGCAUUGCUGUUCCUUGACCAGUAUUUUAACAGCUUUAUUGAUGAGUAUAUUGUCCUCUGGAUUGCCCUGAUCCUGUCCCUGUUCGACCUGCUCCGAUACUGUGUCAGUGUGUGCAACCAGAUCGCUGCCCACCUGCACAUCCACGUGUUCCGCAUCAAGGGCUGCCCCACGCACUCGAACCACCACUAGGGAUGGGAGCUGCCACAGGGGAUUGGAGAAGGAGUUGGGUUUCUACAGGAAUGGAUGAAGACUUGUAGGAGACUAAGGCUAAAAGCAGAUAAGAACAAAGUAAUUUAUAAUAAUCAAUGUUGUAUAACUUUUCUUCUUUGUUAUCAGUAACACUCCUUAACUAGUCUCCUGCCUGAGAGAGUGAAUUCCAAGUACACCCUAGUCAACUUUCCAUGUAGUCAACUCUGUUGGUUCCAAGCCUGGGAAAGCAUGCAGGAGGGAAAUGCUCUGUCUUUGUAAUUACCUUGAUUACAAAUUAAUCUCUCUAUGGUGAAUGGAUCCCCACCAACUGAAGUUUCUAAUGUAGUAUAAUUACAGCUGCAAUCUGACUUGCUUUUAAUUUUAAUAUUUCAUCAUCUCUUAGUGAAAUACUUGUUUAGUGUCCACUUGGAAUUUAUUUACUAAAGACUUGAGCUGGUAAAAACCCAGAGAUAUCUCACUAAGUUGUGUGGCUGCAGCAGCUGCCAAGUGGGAGCCAGGCUGGGGUGGUUUUUGCUCGUGCAUUGCUGACAAAGCGGUUUCAUGCUGAACAGGGUCCUGCGAGCCAAGGGGUGCCCGGCAUGCAAAAUAGUGUGGUAUCUUUGUCAAUUAAUUUUAUUUUUUUAAAUAAACAUUAUCUAAAAAGACAACUUAUUUCUCAAUUUUCUUCAG
Messenger RNA from Pyrgilauda ruficollis (rufous-necked snowfinch), 2537 nucleotides. It is a transcript of the gene CEPT1, whose product is annotated as choline/ethanolamine phosphotransferase 1. Gene Ontology annotation, molecular function: diacylglycerol cholinephosphotransferase activity; ethanolaminephosphotransferase activity. The transcript is spliced from 10 exons. The record is from RefSeq and is a predicted model, not a curated record. The coding region runs from base 597 to 1847 and encodes 416 amino acids. Gene Ontology annotation, biological process: phosphatidylethanolamine biosynthetic process. NCBI's taxonomy places the organism in Eukaryota, Metazoa, Chordata, Aves, Passeriformes, Passeridae. Gene Ontology annotation, cellular component: Golgi apparatus; endoplasmic reticulum membrane.